AUGGCACACAGCAAGCGAAAUACGUCGCGUGCCGUCUUCACCUCUUACGAGCGUGAUAUGGCCAAGGCUGCAUGGGCAUCUAACUCAGCCCGUUUGUCGCGAGACUCUUUUCUCCCCUUUGGCUCCUGCUAUCUCUGCCUUGAGAUAGCCAGGGACCCAGUCUCAUGCAGUCACGGCGAUAUUUUCUGUCGAGAGUGCGCCGUAGCCAACCUGCUCGCGCAGAAGAAGGAGAUCAAGCGCGAAGAAAAGGCCCGGGAGAAGGUUGAGCAGGCGACCUUGGAGGCGCAAGCACAACAGGAUGCCGAAGCCCAAGUACGCGCUGUCAAGGACUUUGAAAGUAUUCAAGCAGGGUUGAAACCGUCGUCUGCUGCGACGGCAUCUUCCUCAUCCAGUCUACCGACCAAAGUGACGGCCGUCGAGGGCGCCGACGCCAACCCCACCAGAGACAUUCAGGUUACAAAGAGGAAAUUCAUGCUGGACCAGGACGAGCUGGACAGAAUCGCCAAGGAGGAUCGCACGAAGGCCAAAAAAUUGAUUAAAGACGAGAAAGCAUCCAAGGAGAGUAUACCGUUCUUCUGGACGCCAUCGCAAACACCGGACGCCAAUGCAGCCCGUAUGGCAGAGGGUUUGGCAGCCGCUCCCAAGAAGAUUAAGCUUGCGCCCAUCUGCCCGGCUUCGGCAGACGAUUCCCGGCACUCCUUGUCACUCAAGAGCCUCACUUCGCUCCAAUUCAAAGAAGAGAUCGACACGAAAACCAAUGCCAGCCGGCGCAUCUGCCCAUCGUGUGUCAAGACACUCGGCAAUGCCUCGCGACCUCUCAUGGCCGAGAAGUGUGGCCACGUCAUUUGCCGCAACUGCGCUGCGAAGUUUAUGACACCGCAAGAAAAUGCUUGCUAUGUUUGCGAUGCUAGGCUUCCGGCAGCCCGUCCAGACAGCAAGCAGAAAGAGCCCAAGCAGGAGUUUGCUGGGUUGAUAGAACUCAGAUCCGAGGGCACUGGGUUCUCCGCUCGAGGAGCAAGCAAGGUUGAAAGGAGCGGCGUCGCUUUCCAAUGCUAA
Molecule: messenger RNA, 1056 nt
Organism: Colletotrichum phormii
Lineage: Eukaryota; Fungi; Ascomycota; Sordariomycetes; Glomerellales; Glomerellaceae
Product: RING finger domain-containing protein
Exons: 3
Coding region: 1-1056 (351 amino acids)
Cellular component (GO): nucleus
Molecular function (GO): ubiquitin protein ligase activity
Source: RefSeq, a predicted model, not a curated record